CUAGUUGUUAAACAUGCUAUCGCCUGUUAAUGCUGUAAUUGCGCCUAUGCGUUCCGGGGGUCCUAGAAAGUCCUCUGUGCGCUGCAAAUACCCGUUCCUCAACCCGAAGAGCCUCUUUGCAAAGCCAAGACAUUGUGAUCAUUUGUAGCCUUAUGUUAUGAUAUACCAUAUACGAGUUAAGGCUUCAAGUUUCAGGUCCGAGAGGCAGCGGCAUUUACAGACAUGUGGGGAGCGUAGCACAUAACAGAGGCACGGAGCUGAGGCGUCGUCGAGAAUGGCGACGAACAUGGAUGAAGAAGUCAAUGUUCAGCAGCUGAAGCUGCUGAAACGCAUCUUCGAGGAGGCGGACGAGGACGGCAGUGGCGAGCUGGACAUUGACGAGUUCUGCGACAAGCUGGGCCCCUACCUGGGGGACGUAGUGGGCUACCCUCUCAAGACGCGUGAGGACGUGCGGCAGUUGUUCAUGAAGAUUGAUGCGGAUGCGGGAGGCACCGUGGACUGGGACGAGUUCACCAACUUCAUGUUCCUGCAGCGGGCCGAGAUGGCGGGCGAGACGGCGGCGGAGAACUGGCGGCUGUUCCCGCAGGACUUCCGGGACCGCAACGACACCUCCGUCGCACACAAGGGCCUGGUGGACCGCAUCCUGUACGUGGACUUCCUGGACAAGUACGUGACGGCGGGGCGCGACGGCACCUUCCGCCUGUGGAACGGCGGCGACUGCAGGCACUUCAAGACGCUCAGCAUCAACAGCAGCUGGAUCACGGACGGCAUCUUCAUGCCGCGCACCCGCAAGCUGGUGUUCACCAGCGCCGACAGAGCCAUCUCCUACUACGACGCCAACCGCGGCUCCUUCGAGCUCACGGGCCGCAUAUCAGCCUCAGGCUCCAUGGGCGUGCCCCAGUGCAUGACGCUGGUGACCAACGACGCGGGCGAGCAGCUGGUGUACGGCGACAGCAAGGGCGCGGUGGUGAUGCUGCUGUGCGGCAGCCGGGAGUGGCCGCCGCGGGACCUCAUCAGCACAGACGAACACCAGGACUACAUCUACAUUCACCAGGACCACACCGACUGGGUCAGCCAGCUCAAGUGGGUGCCUGAGAUCGGUCUGGUGAGCUCCAGCCUGGACAGCUCCAUCAAGGUGUACGACUUCGUGCGCGAGCGGGUCAUCAACACAUGCACACACCACGUCAAGGCGGUGCACGGAUUCGUGUGGUGCAGGGCCUACUCCAUGUUUGCCAGCUGCGGCCAGGAGCGCGACGUGGUGCUGUGGCAGGGCAACACCAUGCGCAAGGUGGGCGACCUGACCGGCCACACCGCCAGUGUGACCCAGAUAGCACUGGACGAGCGGCUCAACCACGUGUUCACUCUGGCGGCGGACAAGGUCAUCAAGGUGUGGGACCUGCGCAACCACAAGUGCCUGCAGACCCUGACGGAGGACGACUGGCGCCGCCCCGAGGAAGCCAAGCCCAACUGCCUCUUCUACGACGCCGCGCACCGCCGCUGCCUCACCGGCGUCAACAAGCCCUACGUGUGGGUGCACAAGAUGGUGGCGCAGGACCGCACUGGCCACAUGGAGCCGGUCAAGGCCGCGCUGUACAACAGUGUGUUCGGGGUGGUGGUCACGGCGGACGAGGGAGGCACCGUGUGCGUGUGGAACACAGCCAACGGCCAGAGGGAGGGCCGCUUCACUCGUGCGCACGGCGACGCCCGGCUGACCGCCGCCUGCUUCGACCACAACGAGCGGCGGCUGCUGACGGCGGCGGGGGACGGCUCCGUGCGCAUGACCAACUUCAACAACGGCUCCCUACUGAGGCAGUACCAACACGACGAGGAGCCGCUGGAGGUGUCUGUGGUGGUGUACGCGGCGGACGAGAAGCGCAACGCCGACGCCGUGUAUGCGGCGGGGUGGAACUGCAAGGUGUUCGUGUGGGACGACGCAGACACAGUCAGCGGAGUGGUGGACGAGUACCGCACCUUCGAGGGCCACCGCGAGGACGUGACCGCCAUGGCCGCACUCAAGGAGCGGCAGCUGCUGGCCACUGGCGACUACGAAGGACGCAUCAACGUCUUCCACCUGUUCACGGGCGAGAAGCGCACCUCGCUGUUCCACCGCUCUGAGCGCUACGAGUCGUCGGUGGAGAAGCUGUGCUGGGUCCUGCCGCCGCCCGCACUGCACGGGGGAGCAGCGGGGGCGGGGGCGGGUGCGGCAGCCAGGGUGGCACGAGGGGCCGCAGGAGCGGGGGCCGGGGCCGGGGCGGCGGGUGGGCGGGUGGCGGUGGGCACUCCGGACUCCGGGUACGGGUCGCUGAGCGGCACUGCCAAUGGCGGCGGCGGCAACGGCGGCGCGCCCGGCUCUGCGGCUGGCGGCGGGCGGCCGGGCUGCCCCUGCCUGCUCAUCUCGUUUGGCGGCGACGGCUUGAUGCGGGUGUGGCUCAUCGGCGCUACAGGCAAGCUGCUGGCCACGCUGCCCGCCGCCCAGGGCCGGCUGGACGUGGUGUCUGCCGCCGCCGCCUCGCCCGAGCACGACCACCUGGUGGCGGGCGACACGGCCGGCCACCUGCGCGUGUGGGACCUGCGGGCGGGGGUGGACGUCAGCAGCAUGCAGGCCUGCCGCGACUCGUUCAAGCCGCGGGCGCACUGGCUGGCGCACGGGGCCGGCAUCAACAGCGUGGCCAUCGUGCCGGAGCGCGGCAUCAUCGUGGCCGCCUCCAAGGACUGCAACGCCUCGCUGUGGGACCUGGAUGGGUGCCUGGUGGGUAUCCUGGGCGAGCACAGCUGGACCCUGGACAAGCGCAAGACCUGGGUGGACCCGCGCGGGGAGGCGCGCAAGCCGCCGCUGGCCGAGAACGCCAACCUCUACCUGGCGUCCGCGUCGGCGGCGGAGGCAGGCGGCGAGGCGGGCGAGGAGGGCCAGGCGGCAGGCGGCGUGCAGGGGGAGGGGUCGCGGCGUGACGCGGUCGGCGAGGUGGGCGAGGGCGCAGCGGUGCUGGCGGCUGCGGCUGCGGGCGAGGAGGAGGUGGCGCGCGACUACAGCGCCAUGCAGCGGGCGGCGCUCAAGCUGGAGGAGAAGAAGGUGCGGCAGCGGGAGGCGGAGCGCGCCCUGCCGCUGGGCACCCACUCGCUGCUGCGGGUGCACAAGCUGCAGGAGGUGCCCUCCUCCGCGCGGGAGCUGCUGGGCGCGGACAGCCGCAGCCGCGGCGGCCGGGCCGGCGGUGGAGGCGGUGGAGGCGGGGGCCGGGGCGGAGGCGGGGGCAUCCAGUUUGGGUCCCGACUCACAAGCAGCAAGUAGAGAGCGAGUGCAUGUGUAUUGCGUGUGCGUGGGCAGACGUGUAGGGGGCGACAAGCAAAUCUUGCAUGUGUGGGGUAAGGCCGCGCGUGCGCGUCGGUGUGAUGUGGCGUCAUGGGGCGGCGUGCGGGUGUGCCGCAACGUCGCCACCCCGCAGGUGACACCUAGUGCAAGCAAGGGCAGAGGGUGGUGAGAGGCGAGUUCCCGUUGUGAUGGCUGCAAUCCCGGCCCACAAAUCCCACCAGGGUUGCCUAGUACGCGACCCUCUCUCCAUAAUACGCGUAUUAAUACAGCGUACUAGGAUUUCUAGUACAGUACGUUAAAAUACGGUGCAUAAUACGCUGGGCCAGGAAAUCCGGGGGAAAAGCCGAUGCAAACACGACACGCGUGCCCGCACCAUGCCCGAAUCGGUGUGAAUUUGGAUUUGCGCGGCCAUAGUCUUCUAGCGGAAUUCCCUUCAACUGACUAUACUCAUAUUUUUAUAAGAAAACACAGCUGCAGUGCGGAGAGCAGCCAUGGUUCGCGAACUUCGACGGAC
Molecule: messenger RNA, 3821 nt
Organism: Chlamydomonas reinhardtii
Lineage: Eukaryota; Viridiplantae; Chlorophyta; Chlorophyceae; Chlamydomonadales; Chlamydomonadaceae
Exons: 22
Coding region: 287-3286 (999 amino acids)
Molecular function (GO): calcium ion binding; protein binding
Source: RefSeq, a predicted model, not a curated record